GGGCUGCCGCAGAGGCGGCACCGGCACCCACACCAGCACCCGCACCAGCACCGGCACCAGCUUCGCUGCGGUUCUUACCCACCGCUUCCUUCCCCAAGGGUGGGGGGGUCCCCCGGCCGGGCAGACCAGGCUUCCCCCACCGCGAAGGGAUAGCAGGGCGUCGUGGGGCGAAGCGUUAAGCAUGACGGAGAACCCGGCCCCGGUUGCGGUGGUCAAACCGAAGCGGGCCAGGGUGGCACGACGGCCGGCGGCCCACCCCACCUAUUCGGACAUGAUCACGGCGGCCAUCCGCGCCGAGAAAAGCCGCGGCGGGUCCUCCCGGCAGUCCAUCCAGAAGUACGUGAAGAGUCACUACAAGGUGGGCCAGCACGCCGAUGUCCAGAUCAAGCUCGCCAUUCGGCGCCUGCUCGCCGCCGGCGUCCUCAAACAGACCAAAGGGGUCGGCGCCUCUGGUUCCUUUCGCCUGGCCAAGGCUGACAAGGCGAAGAAGUCCCCGGCCAGGAAGAGGAAGAAGGUGGCCAGGAAAUCCACGUCGCCCCGGAAAGUGGCUAGACCCAGGAAAGCCAAGUCGCCGGCAAAGAAGCCCAAAUCUGCUGCCAGGAAAGCCAGGAAGAAGUCGAGGUCCAGCCCGAAGAAAGCCAAGAAGCCAAAGACUGUUAAGGCCAAGUCGCUGAAGGCGGCCAAGCCCAAGAAGGCAAAGCGGUCGAAACCCAAAGCCAAGUCCAGCGCCCGGAAAUCACCCAAGAAGAAGUGAGAAGGCUAGAGGCAUUUCGGUACUCUCCCCGUUGGUUUCUGUAAAUAGCUUUUUGCCUUUAUUUUUACUCCUUUCUAUUGCAUUUUAUAAAGAAUUGAUCGAUUCCUGUCUGGAAAUAGCUAAAACAAGGCAGUUAAUGAAAGAAAAAAGGAACUUAUUUGAUAUGGAGAGUUCCCAUUUUUAAGA
Messenger RNA from Harpia harpyja (harpy eagle), 940 nucleotides. Its product is annotated as histone H5. NCBI's taxonomy places the organism in Eukaryota, Metazoa, Chordata, Aves, Accipitriformes, Accipitridae. The record is from RefSeq and is a predicted model, not a curated record. The transcript has a single exon. Gene Ontology annotation, cellular component: nucleus; nucleosome. Gene Ontology annotation, molecular function: structural constituent of chromatin; double-stranded DNA binding; nucleosomal DNA binding. The coding region runs from base 182 to 754 and encodes 190 amino acids. Gene Ontology annotation, biological process: chromosome condensation; nucleosome assembly; negative regulation of DNA recombination.